AUGUCGCAUGACGAGGAUGAUUAUAUGUCAAUGAUCAUUGAGGAACCAACUCAAAAGGAAACUUUCACUCAAAAGAAAAAAAGACAACAAAGAGAGGCUGAAGCCCGUGGAAGAGUCCCUUCUAAAGCUGAACGUGCUGCUCAAGAAGCUACAAAAAGAGAUGAGGCUCUAGCUACGAGUACCUUGGACCCUUCGAACAAGGGGUUCAAGAUGAUGGCAAAAUUAGGCUUCAAAGCUGGUGAUACCCUUGGAAAACGUGAUCCCACACAUUCAACCGAAGAUACUUCCGAAUCGGCGCUGCGAAUAUCUCGAGCGCGUGCUGAGCCUCUCAAUCUUAUCUUUAAGGAGAAUCGCGGAGGUAUUGGGUUGGAUACGGAGAAGAAAAGGAAGAUCCGGGAGGAAGCUGAGGAGGCAACUAAGAAGGUUAAGCGUGAACAAGGAGAUUAUCGGGAUCGUGUCCGUGAGGAACGCGAGUUACGCAAGACGGAGGCACAGCUGCGCGGUGCGCAGAAGGUUGCUGAGAGGAUGGAUAUUGAAGCAGAGGAGGGUGGAGAUAAGGGUGCUAAUACGGGCGCAGAUCAGGCUGAGAGUGAUUUCGGUGAAGAUAACGAUGAAAAGCGUACCCCAACUGAUGAUCAGGACGGCACACCUGAACCUGGAAAUCAGGACUCGAGAUCUACACACUCCAAACCCAGACCGAGCAAACCGAUCAAAUCUGUUAAUAUCCUCUACCGGGGACUAGUCCGAGAACGAGAGGACCGAGAACGUGAUAGACAAGCACAACAUGCACUACAUCACUCCCUCCCGUCGUCAUUCUUUCCGAAUAAGCAGUUACCAGGCUACGAUGAUGGGGACUUCGAUCGCGAAGAUAAGCAGGCUAUUGGGACUAGACCGGGUCCAUAUAUGGCUGCGGUGGAACAAGAGGUUGAUGACGAGGAUCCAGAACUCGACGAGUUUAAUGCGCUGGAACCCUCCGAACGACUCGAGAAAUUAGUGAUCUAUCUACGGGAUAUGUAUCGCUAUUGUUUCUGGUGCAAGUUUCGCUAUGAGACUGAUCUGGAGUUGACCGGUUGUCCUGGUCUUACUGAGGAAGACCAUGAUUAA
Molecule: messenger RNA, 1104 nt
Organism: Penicillium malachiteum
Lineage: Eukaryota; Fungi; Ascomycota; Eurotiomycetes; Eurotiales; Aspergillaceae
Product: putative G-patch domain protein
Exons: 2
Coding region: 1-1104 (367 amino acids)
Cellular component (GO): kinetochore
Molecular function (GO): nucleic acid binding
Source: RefSeq, a predicted model, not a curated record